CCUCUUCCGCCGCCGCCGUGGGAAUGGAAACAUCUGCCCCACGUGCCGGAAGCCAGCUUGCGGCGAUGACUGCGCGCUACUCCGCGCCCUACCGCGCCGAAACCCUGCGGGUGUCAUCGCGAGACGAGCUCGCCGAAAUGGCCGCGUCCAGUCAAGGAAACUUUGAGGGAAAUUUUGAGUCACUGGACCUUGCAGAGUUUGCUAAAAAGCAGCCAUGGUGGCGUAAGCUGUUUGGGCAGGAGUCUGGGCCCUCGGCUGAAAAAUACAGCGUGGCCACCCAGCUGCUAAUUGGAGGCGUUACUGGAUGGUGCACGGGUUUCAUAUUCCAGAAGGUUGGAAAGUUGGCUGCAACAGCCGUGGGAGGUGGCUUUUUUCUCCUUCAGCUUGCGAACCAUACUGGGUACAUCAAGGUUGACUGGCAGCGAGUAGAGAAGGACAUGAAGAAAGCCAAGGAGCAGCUGAAGAUCCGUAAGAGCAACCAGCUGUCUACGGAGGUCAGAAGCAAAGCGGAGGAGGUAGUGUCAUUUGUGAAGAAGAACGUUCUAGUGACUGGGGGAUUUUUUGGAGGCUUUCUGCUUGGCAUGGCAUCCUAAGGACAACAACUUCACUUCUGUUACUCCUGUUUUUUUCCAGCCAGCAGCCUCUUCACUCCAUCAUAGGACAUCAAGUCUGUCCUACUUCUUCCAUGACUUCCUCCCUGCUGUGGCAUAUCCGAAUGGCUUCUGUAGGCAUCUCUCGGUGCAAGUUGAUACAGCCCUAUUACGAACUUGAUGGCAGCGGAAGAGACCAUAGAUGUUAGCUCUUCUCCCAGCACACUCCCCACUUGACUAAUCUGUAGGUCAGCAGAAAUGUUCCUUCCCCUUAUCCCAUAUAAGAUACUUAACAGACCAUGGUAUAGGAGACAGCUCACCUUGGAGGUUGGGUGGAUCCUCAAAGGUUGUCCCAAACUUGAUUUGGAAAAGAAAUCACAAGCAUAGAGAUACCUUAUGUGCUGCAUGGAAAGGAACUGAAUACAUUUGCCUUUAAGCAUGAAA
This is a messenger RNA of Enhydra lutris kenyoni (northern sea otter), 1034 nucleotides long. Its product is annotated as FUN14 domain containing 2. Bases 24 to 593 code for a protein of 189 amino acids. NCBI's taxonomy places the organism in Eukaryota, Metazoa, Chordata, Mammalia, Carnivora, Mustelidae. The transcript has 5 exons. Gene Ontology annotation, cellular component: mitochondrial outer membrane. Gene Ontology annotation, biological process: autophagy of mitochondrion. The record is from RefSeq and is a predicted model, not a curated record.